AUGAAGAUGGGUCACUCGUAUCAACAAAUCCUGAUUGGCUCUCCGAAGGAGUACAUUCCACGAUUCAUCUCAGCGAAAUACUCUGCUGCUGCUUUAGGAAGGUCCACUGAUAUUCUUGAGGUUGGGAUGCUGUCCAGGGGUAUGGAUUCCCUGUUGGAAGAUGUGAUGGACAAUGACAAGGACUCCCAAUUACACUCCAUUAUUAUGACCCUCCUACACCCCCGUCAUCCUCGUAGUGCCAGCGAGCCUCUUCAAGAAAUCAAGGAUAUUAAGGACAAGAGCAUGUUCAGCAUGACAUUCACACAUGCAGAGCUACACAUGUUCAGCGUGACAUACACACAUGCAGAGCUACACAUGUUCAGCGUGACAUACACACAUGCAGAGCUACACAUGUUCUGCGUGACAUAUACACAUGCAGAGCUACACAUGAUCUGUGUGACAUACACACAUGAAGAGCUACACAUAUUCAGCGUGACAUUCACAUAUGCAGAGCUACACAUGUUCAGCAUGACAUUCACACAUACAGAGCUACACAUGUUUAGCAUGAUAUUCACACAUGCAGUGUUACACAUGUUCUGGAUGGCAUUCACACAUGCAGAGCUACACAUGUUCAGCAUAACAUUCACACAUGCAGAGCUACACAUGUUCAGCAUAAUAUUCACACAUGCAGAGCUACACAUGUUCAGCAUUCCAUUCACACAUGCAGAGCUACACAUGUUCAUGAUACCAUUCACACAUGCAGAGCUACACAUGUUCAUGAUACCAUUCACACAUGCAGAGCUACACAUGUUCAGCAUUCCAUUCACACAUGCAGAGCUACACAUGUUCAUGAUACCAUUCACACAUGCAGAGCUACACAUGUUCUGCAUGGCAUUCACACAAAUUGGUGUAAAGCCACUGAUGCAUGAGAAGCCUGAAGGUCAUUUGUACCUGAAACUGUUUGGACAUGAGCUUAUGUACAUUGAUCUGGGAACACUCGUCCCACCAUCUGACAAGCCAUCCAUUAUGGCUUUACUGAAGGAGAAACUCAUUCUGUUGGACUCCCUUAAACAACUGCUGAAAUCUCAGAAGUCCUACCUCCUGCCUCUGCUACAUACCACGGUUACCACAGAGACAGGCCUGCCACUCUGGGUCAAGCUGGACAAGCAGGGAUUGGUCAGACUUCAUGGAGAUAUCAAUGUCAACGAGGGGCCUGCUUCCCUAGCUUCAAGCUCCUUACUAACAAAGAUUGAUUCUCUAUUAAACGUCAGAUCAAGCGGCUUCUUCGAAAUGCGAGCCAAGGUUGAAGUUGGAUUGAGACACAUUUGGUCAGGGGUUGAGAUGAAAUGUUCGGCCCAUAUGGACGCUCCGCUUUCCCUGAAAGUCAGCAUGGACCCAGACAUUACCAAAAUGAUCAUUAAAGUGAAAGACCAGAAGCCUGCACAGCCCCUGAAGCUUCAGUCCCGUGUUCACACCAUGAUCUGGAGGGACCCUUCGAUGGCUGAGUCCUACCUGCUGCCUGAUGACAGCCUGGAAAUCAGGGCUGUUGAUGGGGUUAGGCCUAAACCUGUCAUGUAUGAAAUAGGCGAAGAAAUUUUGGGCCGAAAGUUGAUACUGGAGGGAGAGUUACUUGAGAGGAAGGAUGAGUUAUCCCCCUUUGCACCUUUGACAGGAAAGCAAACCCUGAGGCUGAAGUACAAGCCCCUGAUCCCAGACGAUCUUGUCAUUCAACUGCAACAUGUCAGAGAUUCAAAUGACAUCCCAGAAGAUGAACCUUCUUCAGGAUGGUUUCCGCCUUUGAGUUGGUUGGUCCCCAGCAGCCAGGCUGGUCAGGAAGAAGAUCCAGAAAGUGACAGUCCUGUGGAAGACUUUAUUGACCUCGAAACGAAAGAUCUCACCAUGGAUCAACUUAAGAAACGAUUUAAGAAAGACGCAGAGAUCUUGAAAUCCGGACCAAAGUGUGGCUUUGUCUUGCGGCUAGCAGAUGCAGGCUCCCAGCCCAGUCAUCAGGUCCAACUGGCCACACUUUAUCAACGGGAACCAGAAGGCAAGGUGGCUUACUCUGUGGAAGUCAGACGAGCACCAAAACCAGAUGAGGAUAAGUCAUGGAGGCUUGUAAUGGACAUGAGACUGGAGCUGGCUGACCAUGACAUAAAACCCUCCGAUAUUCUGGAUAUUGAGUACCAGAAACACAUUCAACACCAGAUUCACAUGUCCAUUUCUGAAGAUGGGAAACGGAUUGAUUCAUUGCUAGAUCUUGGCUCAGACUUCAUUGACAAAGCUUCAAAACAACUCAAAAAGCUCUUGAAAAGGGACAGACUUGAUGAAAUCAUUGAUGACACAAUCAAUUACAUGAUCCAGAAAACAACAGAUCCUGAAUCUAUACACCUUCAAGAUGUUAUUCAGAAGCAACGCAGGGUGGAAAAAGAAAUUGAUGGGCUUGGUAGGAAACUAAUUGAUAUUAAGUAUGUGAAGAAAGUUCUUGAUGAAGUUACAAUGAAGAUUGAGAAAUUGGAACACAUCCUACAUAAAACAGAGGAAAUGUUGGACAAGAUUCCUGAAGGAGAUCAGAAAGCUGAAGAUGCUGUUGCAGUCUUGUACAUUAUGGACAGUCAAAAAAAGGCAGAAAAGAAAUUAGAUAAAAUAGCUAAUAAACUUGCACCAUACCUAAGUGUUGCUGAGAUAGAAGAUUUGGAGCAAAAGAUUGGUGAACAGAAGAAGAAACUUGAAGAGAUUCAAAAGAAACAACAAAAGCAUACUAUUGCUAAACAACCCUCUGAGAUCCAGAAAUCAUCCCUUGAAGUGAAUCCCGAAGAAAAAGAUAUAUAUUCACAUCUUGUUGAGGUUGAGAAAAUGCUUACAACUCCUGCUGCCAGUAAGAAUAAAGAUAAACCAAUGACAGAAUAUGAUGAAAUAAAAGAAAAGAGGAUGAAGGACAUUACAGAUAAUCUAAAAUUGUUGAAGGAAAAAAUUGAUGAAAAACUGCUCAAGGAACCAAGACUUGACAAAAUGGUGCGUGUGAAGGUCCUUGAAAUUUUACUUAAACAAAAACUUGUUGACAAUGAGAUAGAGAAAGACUUGAAAGAACUUGACAAGAAAAUCAUGAUUAGUUACAUCAGUCAUGGACAAUCUUCUAUAGAUAAUGUGUAUGACGUAGGGAGAAGGUCUUUGCUACAACAAAAGGCUGUACUGAAAAAGGCGACCAAAGAAUUGGCUGAACGAUUAGCUAUUUCCCUUCAGAUUGAAAAAGGAAUGAAGAGUCAGUUAGCUUACCUUAAAGUAGGUGAUAAAGAAGCAAUUGAUGAGCUGAAGAAAAUGGAACUGAAACAAAUUCAGCAUCUUGAAAAUUUGAAGAAAAAAGAAAUAUCCCCCGAAGAUCUCAUGAAACUAAUGGAUGACUUAAAGAAAUCUAAAGACAAAAUAAAGAAAAUAAUAGAUUCACAAGAGAAGAGUAUUAAAGACAAAGAGGCAUCUGUGACAUCCCCUGUUGUAGAAAAGAGCUUAAAAUCUCUGGUGCAACUGUCACAACUGUUAGAAAAGGUUGAUAAAGCAGCCAAGGACAAAAUGAAGGAAAAGAUGAUUGAAGGAAGACAAUAUGGUGAAGAUUAUAAGCAGAUUAAGAGGGAUACUCAAGAAAUUAAAAGUGAGAUCAAACACAUGACCAUAAAAUGUGAAGACCUGUUGAAAAUGACAAAGAAAGUGAGUAAACUACCUGACCAUGAGGUGGAUGAAAAACUUAUACCAAGCGACCAACCCUGCUCAAAACUAACCAUUUUGAAGAAGUUGCUCAAGGUCAAGACACAUCAGAUGGAGUUGACACCUUCUCUUAAGAAACUGCGUAAGCUUAUGCGUUCCCCAUCCCCAACAGGAGCCGUGGACAAAUCCACUCACUUGGUCACAGAGAAGCACCUUCUGUAUGAUGUCAUCUCUAAGCUGAUAAAGGCUCAGGAGGAGUCAGACACGAUUAAAGAUUACCUGCAGCAUCCAGAGAAGUCACAAUGUGAGACCCCUGAUAUGUUGAAGGAGGUUUCCGACAUGCAAGACAAACAGAAAACACUUAUUGAUGAGGUGGAAGAUAAACUAAGGGAGAAGUCCAAAUCUGAUGUAUCCUUGCUUCAACCGUUGCAGAAAAUCCAGCAACUUAAGGACCAAGUACAGAGACAGAAGCAUGAUCUGGACAUUCUAAGAGAUCUGAAAGGUGACAAAAAGGAGAAAAUGGGUGAAGAGAAACAAAUGGAAUAUCAUUCCUCGAAUAGCAGAUCAAAGGACAUCUCUGGCAAGAUAGCAAUCAAGUAUGGCAAGACAGAUGAGUUGGAGAACAUGAUAACUAUUCUGAUCCUGAGCAAGAAGUCAGUGGAACAGCUAAGAUGGGAGAGAGAACAGCAGUUGCCAGGACGACAGGACCCACUGGUGAGGAGUUACCUUGACGACAGAAGGUCACCUGAUGAUGUUACCUCCCCUGUGUACAUGGAGCUCAAGAAGAAACUGAACACUAGGAGGCAUUUUGAAGUGCUUGUUGCUUAUCAGGAUGGUCUCCCUGAGCCAGUGAGAAAGAUGGUAUGGAAGAGCCAGGAACUGAUGAAAUACAUGUACAGUGACAAACUGACCCUGGACAUGCCCGACCAGGACAGCAAUAUGAUCACGGUCAAGGCUGAAUUCAGGAUGGAUGGCAAACAUAUGGAUCUAGAGAUCAAGACUCCAUGCGAGACAGACAUCAUCAGGGACAUCAGAACCCCAGAACUGGUAAAGGAUAUUUCCCUUCAACGCCCCAUGGAGGACAAUUUACUGCUACCACUGUUACCUGAACCUGUCUCCUGCCAUGUCAGCCCAAAAAGGGUUAGGACCCUGGCACAGAAGACAUUUGAGAAGGAAGAUGUUUCCCCAGAGUGUGAGAGGGUGCUGGCUAUGGACUGUUCUGACAGGCAUUCCCUCCUUAUCUCCAGCAAGCCCCUCACCUCACAUCCAGAGAAAAAGAUUGUUAAGAUUCUGUCAAAGUCCCGGAAGGUGGAGAUGAUCCCUGACCCCAAGUCCCUUUCCCCACAAGUAAAGGUUGAUGAUGAACCAAUCGUAAUGCCUGCAGGUCAGGAGAUGUUAAGGGUGAGCAGCCCUGACAAAAAGCCAGUGUGGCUGAGAAGACUGCCUGGUGGAAGUGUGGAGGUCAGACUGCCCCACAGUGGUGUCUCUGUGCUCUCAGAUGGAACCAAAAUUUCAAUCAAGGUGCCCCCUAUGUUGUCCUAUCGCCUGUGUGGUGUGUGUGGCAGUGUUGAUGGACUGAGAGGCCCACAUUAUGUGGAGUAUCAGGACCCUCGACAGUUCCUGGCAACCUACCUCAUUCCUAGCGACAGAUGUGUGGCUUCUGAGGAGCUGAGAAAGCACGGUGUACAUGAGGUCCGAAAGCAGGCCAAAUCAGUCCUGCCCAUGACGGCUACGGACAUAAAGCUGGUAACCAAGAACAGGAUCCCAAAGACAUGUUUCUCCAUCCAGCCAGUAUUGAAAUGCCCGCCAGGGACCCAGCCUGACACAACAAAGUCCCAGCCCAUAACAUAUCACUGCUUGCGGUCAAACAGUGACCGGGCUAACAGCUAUCUGGAAAUUGUAAAGUCCAGAACAUUAGCGGAGAUUAAGGAUAAAGAGCCGGACCUGACCGAGGUCCAUUCCUUACCUGUAUCUUGUGUGAAGAACUAG
Mya arenaria is the source of this 5664-nucleotide messenger RNA. RefSeq lists its product as uncharacterized. Gene Ontology annotation, biological process: lipid transport. Gene Ontology annotation, molecular function: lipid carrier activity. The coding region runs from base 1 to 5664 and encodes 1887 amino acids. The transcript is spliced from 23 exons. NCBI's taxonomy places the organism in Eukaryota, Metazoa, Mollusca, Bivalvia, Myida, Myidae. The record is from RefSeq and is a predicted model, not a curated record.